AUGGAAUUUUCCUAUAAAUAUAUCAGUAAAGCAUUAGAUGGUCUUAUUGAUUGCGAAGUAAAUAAAAUAACUAACACAAGCCAAAAUGUCUACCUUUUAUUGAUAUUUGGAACUUUUAUAAGCUUAAUUUGCUCAGGGAUUAUUUUAUAUUUUGCGUAUUCUGUAGAAAAAAGAUAUGAUGAAUUUUGAUUAAGCAUAAGAAAAAAUACAUUGGAUAUUUAUGAAAAACUAAGAGAGACAGCUAUAGAUAGACUAAUAAACACGCACGGUGUACUUGAUAUCCCACAAACCAGCAAUCAAACUGGCCAUCGAAAAGGAGCCGUUAUAAAAAAAAUUAAAUCAAAAAUGCUACUUAAAUACUCAAAAAAAAUCAUCAUAAUUGUGCUGAUUUCGAUAUCAUUUUAUUUUUUAUUUUUGGUUUACCUUUAUAAUAAUUGCCUAAAUGAUAUGAAGAAUCGUCCACUUCUGCUUACUCCCCCCUCUGUGAGCGAACGAAAUAUUAGAAAAAACCCUCCGUGAGCGAACAAAAAUUUUUUUAUGAAAAACAUUUUGAUAUAUAAAUGAUAAUUAUUAUAGCGAAAUCUCUAGCUAAUUCUGAUUAAUUUUAAACAACUUGCGUUUUAAAAUAUAAAUUUUGCUAAUUAAAUUAAUUUUUGCUUCUCAAUUUUUAAAAAUUUUUUAAAAAAAAAAUGAAUUUUUUUUUUCGCUCACAGAGGGGAUUUAGCUGUUUUGUAUAUACUAGAGCCUUAAUAUCUAGAAUAGGAUUUUUUGCACGAGAUGCAAGCCACCAAAGGACAGCAAUUUAUUAUCCAAAUAUGUAUGGCUUUAAAAAUCCUACAUUACGUCUAUAUGAAACCAUCGAAAAUUUAGAGCUAAAAAUUAGAGAAAUCAGGAAAAGCAAAUUUUCUUCGAUAUAAAGUCUGCACGCUUUCUAACUCCCAUCGUCUCAAUUUCUCCGGAAAUAAUCGAGGGGUUGGUUUUACCAAUUUUAUCGGUAAAACUAGCCCUUAAAUUGAUAAUUCGCCCAUAAUGAAGGUUACCUAUUUGAAUGGUUGGUUUUACCAACAAAAGUUGGAAAAACACUUGGAUCGUCUCAGGAGAAAUCAGGACGAUGGGAGUCAGAAAGUAGACAAACGCUAUAAUGUCAGCAAGCUUAAAAGAGCAAAUUUUUAAAAAAUCAGACUCAGACUCAUUUUUGAUAAAAUAUGGAAGUUUGUCAGGGAUAAAUAUUGUAAUAAUAGAAGCUUACUGGACAGAAAGCUCAAAUAAUGCAAAUCAACAAGAUAGAAAUGUCUUUGUUGAUCAUUACACACUUAUGCAAGAAAUUGUUGGAAGCCAGUAUAAAUUAGCUGAUCAAGACUCAAAAGAUGCAAUUUAUUAUGAGCUUAAGCUACUAAUUUAUGUAGCAAGCACAUAUUCAGCGGCUUUAGUGCUUUUAUUUUGUAUAUAUUAUCUUCCUUUUCUUAGAAAAGAGCUAGAAAUUGUAGGAAAAUUGAGAACUUUAAUGGCAGUUGUCUGCUCUAAGCUAGAUCAAGGGAUUGAAAGUGCAAAAUUCGAGUAA
Molecule: messenger RNA, 1561 nt
Organism: Blepharisma stoltei
Lineage: Eukaryota; Ciliophora; Heterotrichea; Heterotrichida; Blepharismidae
Source: the annotation of a GenBank genome assembly